Molecule: messenger RNA, 1428 nt
Organism: Prunus armeniaca (apricot)
Lineage: Eukaryota; Viridiplantae; Streptophyta; Magnoliopsida; Rosales; Rosaceae
Source: the annotation of a GenBank genome assembly
AUGGGUGUGAAACAAGACGAUGGCAGUAUUAUGCCUACAUCUGAACAGGAGAAGAUCUCUGAUGAGUUAGAUAUCAGAGUGAAGAAGUUUCUUAGAGGCGAAAAAACUAAUUUGGAGGGCUUGCAAGAUAAAAAAUUGAAGGGUCAACUUGCUGUUAGAGAAGAAUUGUUUGGAAAAUCUGCACAAGCUGCUGCCAAGGCUGAGAAGUGGCUUCUGCCAAGUGAGGGAGGCUAUUUGGAGGCUGAAGGCAUAGAGAAAACAUGGAGGAUCAAACAAGAAUCAAUUGCUCGUGAAGUAGAUAUCUUAAGCGCAAGGAGUCAAUAUGAUAUUGUCUUACCAGAUCUCGGUCCUUACACACUGGAUUUCACCUCAAGUGGUCGGUAUAUGGCAGCUGGUGGACGCAAGGGCCAUCUGGCUAUUUUAGACAUGAAGAAUAUGAGCCUGGUUAAAGAAAUUCAGGUUAGAGAAACAGUGCGUGAUGUGGUGUUCUUGCACAAUGAGUUGUUCUUUGCUGCUGCCCAGAAAAAGUAUCCAUAUAUUUAUAACAGGGAUGGCACUGAACUUCAUUGCUUAAAGGAUGUAACAAUGGGCGGGAUGGUAGCUAAUUACAGGACUGGCUUAGGCCGUACUGAUGUGAUGCAGGUGAACCCCUACAAUGGGGUUGUUGCUUUGGGUCAUUCACUUGGUACAGUUUCCAUGUGGAAGCCCACAAGCUCUACUGCUCUUCUCAAGAGGCUGUGUCACAAGGGGCCCAUCACGGCAAUGGCAUUCCACCCAAAUGGCCAUCUCAUGGCUACAGCUGGGAAAGAGAAGAAAAUUAUGCUUUGGGAUUUGAGGAACCUUAAGGAUGAGCCACUCCAGACUUUGCCGGGGAAUGCAGAUACUCUUGAUUUCAGUCAGAAAGGUUACCAAGUAGAAAAAGUGUUGUUUCGACCUUAUGAAGAUGUUCUCGGCAUUGGGCACUCCAUGGGGUGGUCUAGUAUUCUGAUUCCUGGUUCUGGGGAACCCAACUUUGAUUCUUGGGUGGCUAAUCCAUUUGAAACAUCUAAACAGAGAAGAGAGAAGGAAGUGCACUCUCUACUUGAUAAGCUCCCGCCUGAGACAAUCAUGUUGAAUCCCACAAAGAUUGGCACAGUAAAGCCUCAGAGGAGGAAAGAGAAGAAAACAAAGGAGGAGAAAGAGGCCGACAUGGAAGCCGCUGUGGAAGCGGUCAAGGGCAUUGAACCAAAGAAGAAAACAAAAGGAAGGAAUAAGCCAAGUAAGAGGACAAAGAAGAAGCAGGAGAUAGUUGCGAAUGCCAAGAGGCCUUUCUUGGAGCAACAAAAGAAAGAGGAAGAACAAGUGGCUAGGAAGAAGCAGAAAGUAAUUGAGCAAGUGGAGCUACCAACAUCUUUGCAGCGGUUUUCUCGCAAGAAAUCAGCUACAUAG